Messenger RNA from Acanthoscelides obtectus, 1916 nucleotides. The record is from the annotation of a GenBank genome assembly. Lineage: Eukaryota; Metazoa; Arthropoda; Insecta; Coleoptera; Chrysomelidae.
UUUUAUGGCUCCGUGCACUGUAUCAGAAAACCAACCAGAAAACAUAUAACACUGGCACUAGUUACAGAAUCACAGAACAGCCAACGUGCAGAUAACGAGAACGACAAAAUGACAGACGUUGUUUUGUCACGGAGUCAUUUCUCUUUUUGAGGAGGUUAUGUAGAGAUAAUUUAAAUUGGUUUUUGAAAUACAUUCUUUGUUAAACAUUAUAAAAGACCGGUAGAAGCCUCUGAACUCAGUAUGGCAGCAAUAAAUCAGAAAGAGUACCUAAAAAAAUAUUUAGGUAUCGGCAAAAGUGAAAAGAAGAAAAAGAAAAAGCCAAAAAUAUACGGGGACAGGUAAACAAUUGCCAAAAAUUCUCUACUUUGUAUUGUAUUUAUAGUUUUCUUUUCCAGAUUGAAGAUAGUGGAUGACAAUAUUGAUGUCUCACUAUCACAAGAAAUCCAAGAAGAUAUUGAUGCAGGCAAUGAGGAUGCCCCUCUCAUUGUAUCCGUUAUAGAUGAUACAAAAGGUACUAUGUGGCAACCCAUUGGAUCUACUGCCUCAACAGGAACAGGAAAUUCUCAACUAAUAGUAGAUACUUUCAAAUUAAAUAAAUCUGCAAAUGAAACUAGUCUGGCAAAAAGUGUUAAACACAAGGCAGAUCUAGAUGUGAGAAAGAAAUGUCCUUCACCUGAUGUCUCUCCUCCUAGAAGACGUGACAUGACUCCUCCUCUUAGGGUUAAACAAGAAAGGAUAUCUCCAGACACUUCUCCACCAAGAAACAGGAUAGUGAUGACAUAUCUCCUCCUAGGAAAAGAAAUGUCAGAUAUAGUGAUAUGUCGCUUCCUACAAAGAGGAACAUUAAAGAGAAUCAAGAUGUUUCACCUCCAAGGAGGAAGUACAAUAGAGCUAGUGAUGUUGAUAGCUCACCUCCUAGCAAAACUACAGUAAAAAGGGAGCACAGUCAUAUGCCAAGUACAAGUCGAGUUUCUAAUGACAUUUCACCUCCAAGAAGAAAGAGGAAUGAUGUUUCACUAUCAAGAAGGGAAGACAGAGGUCAUUCUCUGAAAAGCAAAAGUAGAUGGGAUAAUGAAAGGAGUAGCUCCUCAAAACUUUCUUCACCUGAUAGUUAUAGCACAUCUAAGGAUAGAAGUUCAAUUAAGGAUAAAGAUAUAUCUCCUUUGAGAAAAAGGACACAUAGGGAUAAGGAUAGAGAAAGAGAUGUUUCACCAGCAAGAAGGAAGCAUAGAGAUAGUGGUGAAACUAGAAGGAGAAGUACAGAAAAAAUGGAGAGAACAAUGAGUGGUAAAAAAGCAGGGUUACAGAGUGCCAAAAACUUAGUGGAAGAAAUAAAGAAUCUACAAAAAAGGGAAGAAGCAAUGUUCAAUAACAUGUCUGAGGAUGUUCUGGGAGUACAUGCAGCAACUAUAGUGAGGAAAAGGAAGAAGGAGGAAGAUCCUGAGGAGCUAGCAAGGAAGUUACAGAGAGAGCAAGAACUGAAGGAAAAGUAUGAUAGGUGGGGCAAAGGCCUGAAGCAAAUGCAGGAUGAGACAGCAAGGAUUGUAGAUGCUGUACACGAGAUGAACAAACCAUUAGCUAGAUAUGCAGACGACACAGACUUAGAAAAACACUUGAAAGAACAGGAACGAGAGGGUGACCCAAUGCUUGACUACAUCAAGAAAAAGAAGAAGAAGAAAAAUAUUGAAGCAGGAAUACCAGAAAAACCAGUGUUCAUGGGAGAAUUCAUGCCCAACCGAUUUGGCAUCAGACCCGGUUAUAGAUGGGAUGGAGUAGAUCGAUCAAAUGGUUAUGAGAAAAGAUGGUUUGAAAACCAGAACAAGAAAAAAGCUCUCCAAGAAGAAGCCCAUAAAUGGAGUACUGAAGAUAUGUAAUUACGCUAUUUUUUGUACAAAUAAAACAUUUUAUUGCCGAGA